AUGGCAAAUGCGUCGAUGGUGAAAACGGAAACUGGAAAUGAAGUGAGAGUUAUUCAAGAGCCGAGCAACGGCUGUCCAACACCAUGUCCACUGAGACUAAAAGACGCAAUCGAGCAAAUCGCGCUAGAAGGUCGAGAUGGAAUGACUGUUGAAUGUCUGCUCUACCGUCUGGGCCACCAUCCCCAAAGUGCGAAGCUUCUGGAAAUGCUUCCCCGAGACCGAGAACUGACCUUUUGGCAGCUCUCGGAAGAUCGCGCGUUGCCUCAAUUUCCAGUCCGUGCUUCCAUGACGGAAUCUGACUCGCUACUCGAUGCAACUUGCGCUGACGAAAAAGACCAAGAAAGAGACCCUUAUCUACCUCCCAAACCUGCCUUAAUCACCGACAUCACAGCCGACGCUCGUGCCAAUCCAAAAGAGCUAUUUUCUCAAACUGAUUCGUACUCAAGAAUUUCCAUUGUAGCUUCCAAAAGACAGCGGUAUUCAGCAAUUAUCAAAGACACGAACCUGACAAUUUCGCACCUUGAAAGCUUAGAUGUCAAGCAUCAAUUUCUCAUUGAAAAAAUCACCCGGUCCAGGGAAGCAGGAUGUCUUCAAAACAUCCUCAAUAAAAUUAAAAUGCCUGGCGACGAAGAAAACAAAAGCAGCGGGACUCACAUUCAAUACCUAAUCCGACCGCUGGAAGAAGCAGGAAUAGUAACAAAGCAGCAAUAUGCGUACCGGCUGAAUGGGCGCGUCCGCCACCAAGUUCUGAUUAUUCUAGCGCGGUUUACGAGGGAUUACAGGACGAAGCACAAAGUCCUGGCGGAGAAAAUCCUCGGCAUUCUGAAAAACGCGCCAGGCUAUCGAAUGUCAAUGGUGCAGGUGAAAAACGAACUGCGACAGUUCAACGAGGGCCGCAGAAUUCCAGACGAUCUCUUCAAGAAAAUCUAUCAAAAUUUAAAAAGCAACGAAACAAUCGACUACUGCCUAAACGACUUUUCAACGCAAAGAAGAGUCCAUACGAUUGGCGAGAGAGACAUGUUCUUGACGGAGAAAUAUGUCAAGGAGAACUUGAGCUACCAGGAGAAACCGCCGCCGUUCUUUCCCCUCACCCAUGGUGUCCCCAUUCUUCAUCAAGUGUUUGCCUAUGCUGAGUACCGUGGCGACGCGGGUUUUACCCAACGAGAUCUGCAAGACGAAUUUCUGGUGUGUUUCGGAAAACUGGAAGCUAGAAACCUAAUUCGAAAGAUGAAAAAGAUGGACUACAUAAAAGAAGUUGGAAUGAAAGAGGAUGGAAAGCAAAAGCACAUUAUUUACAAGCUAAAGCCUGGCCUGACUCUUACUGGGUUUAGAUUUGAAGAUACGCCAGCGUAUACUUACAGGAAGUACCUGAUGAGCGAGGGCAAUGAUACGAACGCGGCGGAUUGCACUGAGUCGCUUUUUGAUCAGCGAAUGAGGAUCAUUCUCAAUUUCGUUGAAAAAGAACAAGUCGUUCCUGAUUACAAAUUCAAAGAUAUCGUCUCGAUCAUCCGCGACGAAGAAAAGCUUUCAAACUAUACUGUCGAUCGACGUACUAUCCUGAAGGCGCUCAAGAAACUGGAAGAAAGGAAAGAGAUUACCAUCCAUCGAGAAAUGAUCACUUUGGUCAUGUCUACUGCAGAUGACGAUGAAGCCGGGACCGACCCUGAAGAUUGCCCAACGGUAGACGCUACUUUCUAUGUCUCGUCAAAAUGCGACCAAAAGAAGCUUGACUACUUCAUCAGACAACACAAGAUUCGAAUGGAAAUCGACAAUCUUCUUCGAUGCGAGCCAUCGAGACGAGCUUUUGGGCGGAUUCAAGGGGAGUUUGACAUUCCGAAAUUCCAGCGUCUCAAGGCUGUCCAUCUCUAUUUCUGGCACUUGGCACAUUUGAGCGAUCCGGGAAUGUUUGGUGACCUGGACGUGCUUUCUCAAAAACCGAGGAUUUACUGUCCUGGAGGCGAGUGGAAAGAAUUCGUGCCUCCAGUUUAUCCACCAGCUCAUCUUUCCGAAGGUUGGAUAAAUAUCGGAGAAGCCUAUCUUCAUGUGCCACUCUCCAUCUUCCGAAAGUUUGCUCCUGGCGCCAUGAUCCACUUCAACGAUCCGGACAAACGAUCGUUUCUCAAGCGCAAUCCGAACAUCUUGCUGCGACAUAUGCCCAAUCAAUUGAGAAAAGAUCUCUUUUACGGGCGUCAGAAUUUGCACUCGCUCUACGAGUGCCUGGAGAAACUUGCGUACAUGGGCCUUUGCUCAUUUGAAUCACUGCCAGAUGCGAGGAGAAAAGUAAACGGACAUGAUGAUCCAGGGCAAAGCUGCUCGCCCUGGUUCAUGAGUAAAGACGUUUUGAAUGUUUACAUGCAUAAAAAAGCGUCGGUCCUCGACACUCGAAGUUGCCUUCCUGGAUACAUGUUUGUCAAAACAAGUGGUAGUUUCUCACGCAUCUCGUUCGACUUCAAAAGCCUGGCCGACGUCGAAAGUUACUGGUCAGAACUUCAAGCUGUUUGUACAACGACACCGUUGAACAAGAAGCUCUACAGUGCCACUACUGAAGAUGAGGACCGCGUUUACGAUAUCUAUCUGGACGAUGAAACUUGCAUCGCGAGGAAUUCGAUUGACAACAGUAAAACUGCUGAGCAGCUGCGAAAAGAAUGGAUUGUUGACCACAUUAGGAGACUGGAUCCUGCACCACUUGACGAUGGUCAAGCACCCGGUCCACAAACUGGUGCUGCUGGACUUAGUCCUUGGCUAUUCUCGCAUCUCGAUCGGAACUGGGUCCGAAAGGAAAUGAUCAAAGCAGAAGAAGAACAGGCGAAAAAGAAUCAUCUCGAUGCAAUGCGUACUACCUGGAAGAAGGACGCAGACGGUAUCAUCUACAAAACAACAAUCAAGCGAAGAGCGACAGAUGGAGGAAAGAGGAAACCUCUGCCUAGAAGUCAAGCGAAGAAGCGACCAAGAAAAAAUGUCCCAGAAGCGAACCUGCCGAAGAUUCAAAAGAUGAGCAGUCUGAGAGUCCCAAAAGACAUUCCAUCGGCACAAGGAAACAUGUGCCACGACAACCAAGACAUCGAAAUCAUCUUGUCAAAGCAAAUGUACACCUUGAAUGAUGUGCCGAUGGCGAUUAAACGAACGAAUUUCAAAGCAAACGAAGAUGAAGUUCUUUUCCACCUGAAAGUUACAUCAUCAGUCCUGAUGGAAGGAAUAUUAGGCGUGAGCUUUCCCGGAAACAGCGGCACCGCACCUAACAAAAACUCCCAAUGGCUGGAUCUUUGCAUUCCUCACACGACGCUACGAGAUUAUCUUCGUACAGAAUGCGGGUCUCUUGACAAGACCUCAUUCUCCUGCUAUCGACGUUUGACCAAACACACCCGUUACAGGGCCGAAAAUCGACAUGAUCACAUGCUUGAUCAAAUUUCUGACGAUCAUGACUUUAUCCAGCGAUAUUCUCCCGAGGCCGAGGAGCUGAGUAAGAAAAUCGAGGCGGAAAUGAACCAUGGAAAGGUCAACUGGACAAGCUCAAACUUGUUCCAGGAUUUCUUUAGGAAGAUUUAUACUUAUGUGAAGGAGCAACGCUACAAGCAUACAUUCGAUCUGCCAUUGAAGAGCUCAUCUUUGAGACGAUAUGUUAUAAGGGACGCAUUUGAAAAACCACUUCCUCGUGAGGUGAGCGCUCGACAGCCACAGAUGUUCGACCGGCUUUACAGACAGUAUGGAGGUGCUCAGUCGAUUUCAGAUGUGCAGACAUUCAUUGCUGAGAAUGUGUUCUCAAACAUUCUCAUAUCCAGCAACACCUUGAUUGGCGCUGGUGGCGGCUAUCCGAAGAUCACUCCCGAUAUCACGAAAGAACUGAUUUUCUUCGCUCUCGAAAAAUUCAAACCUUAUGACAUAAGCGAGGCAAUACGAUGGCUAGUGAAGGCAAAAGUUUGCAAGAAACUGCCCCGAACAGAUGCGAAGAGUCUUGCAUUUGAGACUGUCAAAGAGCUUGUUGAGAAUCAAAUGGAUGGACUGAUCAUUAACGAGUUCAGCAGGCAAAAAUUCCAAGAUCAGUUGAUAAGAAAGAAUGAUUUCGUCAAGUCGGCCGACACUUUAAAAGAACUCGACUCAAAGCCUGUGGUGGAGUUGACAACUAAAGGAACAAUGUCCGAAUUUAUAACCCUCGCUGAAGGGGUUGUAAAUGGAAAGCUCACCGCGACCAACAUCAUGCCAGAAAAAAUACUCCUACUCUUAUUGACCGAAAGGGAACGAAAAGACUUUCAAAAAGAAGCGGAGCGAUUCAGAGAUAAAACGUUCGAGGAUCAAGAAGUUGAAAUGGCGAGAAAAGCAAAAGAUCAUUACAAGCAUUUGUUAGUGAUGAGAGGAAACUACGAAAUCGUCGACAAGUCGGUGAAUCCAAACAGCAGAAACGCAAGCGAUAGAACUAAUUCGCGAACGAUGAAUCUGAUUCCUACAACGAUUUCUAUCGAAACAGGUCCGAGAAGCAUCAAUGAAGGCGAAAAAAUUGCUCCAGUUUUCCGUGCGAUCAAAUACAGAAUCCCCGAAGGCGGCAAUCCUCUUGUGGAUAAAAGACCGAUGGCAAGAAAAGUCCUUCGUUAUUGCAAUAAAGGCGAUUACAGACCAUCUGCUGCGAAGAAAAUCGAAAACAUUUGCCUGUGGAUUGUUCAGAUUUUGAGCAACGCCGGGGUCUCUGGAAUGGAUGUCUCAGCAAUAUUUGAAGAUGCAUUUAAUAAAGGCAAAUCGUUUGACCCAAAGGAAAUUGCUGAUUCGAUAGAAUUUCUUACAGAAGAAGGCUAUAUCUACAAACUUGGAAUAGAAACUGAAAAAUGUUUGCAUUACAAGCAUGCAAAAGAGUGGUUUAUCGAGACUCCAACGACAGAGUCGAUCGAAAACAGAAAGAAGGAUAAGAACGCACCCCUCAUUCCACAAAAAGGAGUGGCCUUCGUUCAAGCUUGGAAUGAUUUUGACGGCGGAAUAAGCAGCGAUGCUUUUGGCGCGAUAAUGUGCAAUAUCGUGGAUUUGAUUUCGUCAAAUCCUGGAAUAACGCAAGAGAUGAUUCUUACUCAAAUUAUUCACCGUAUAGUGGGCCCCGCCAGCAUUCUCGAUCUGCUCGGAAGGUUGGAAAAGGUCGGCAUUAUUGAGCAAAACCGAGUGAAGAGACUUUCAUCGUGCAUGCCGUUUGAAGAGGAUGACAACGAGGAAGAAAGUGAAGUCAUUUAUUACGAAAUAACUGCUACUGGAAUUGAAAAAACUGCUAGAAUUAUGGAAACUUUAGUUGACAAAUAA
Molecule: messenger RNA, 5274 nt
Organism: Oikopleura dioica
Lineage: Eukaryota; Metazoa; Chordata; Appendicularia; Copelata; Oikopleuridae
Source: the annotation of a GenBank genome assembly